GAAAACUGACCUGCAGACAUCUCGCAAAUGGCAUGAACACUGCUGCAGGUGAGGUGGCGGGGAGUGGCAGUACUGUCCUUGUUCUGCUUUGGAGCCACCCACACAACAUCCCGGUACCAAUACCGCGGCCCUAAAUCUGGUAGAACAUCCUCAGUGGCCACUCGAACACGCGUCGAGCCUCGUGCUAUCGAUCAGUCCGCUUCCCUACCAACGCGCUCCUCCCUAGUAUUUAUGGCUGCCAGAUGCGUUCAGACGCGGCCAUCUCGCUCGUGCAGGGCCUACGUUCCUGCCAAGAUUUACACCGCCCCGGAUGUACGCCACGAUUUCGCAAGUCCCGCAGUCAUCCACCUCUCCCGUUCUAGCCCCGUCCAUGGAGCCUCUACAUCUUCACGCGCCGAAACCGAGCUCGCAGCCGAACGAUCUAAGGAGAGCCUUGAUGGCGUGGAAGUAUGACUCUGCCGAGAGCUCGCGUACUCUCGAUCAUACCGUGCACGUCCCUGAGGCGACAACGUCGUAUACCGCAGAGCCGCUACUCCACGCUGCGCCACACUCAGACGCACGGUCGCGCCUCGACGAAUGGACCGGAGCUGCCUUAAUGAUUCAGAUCAAGAUGCUUCGAUCGAAGUUGACGUACUUCCGCACGCUGCUUGAUUAUGCGACCUUGGAUGCAGAACAAAGAGCUGCGUUGCAAGAAGUCGCCAUGGAUUUGCGCACGACAGUGGACGCGCUUUCGGCCAAGAAUAUCGGGCGCGAUGUCCAAGACAUCACGGACAUGUCCAUCUCCUCGUCCGGAAGCGGGUCAUUCUCGGAAGACGCCAUGUACUUGCCUCCGAAUUAUAGCCUGGAGGCGGCACUUCUCUCUGGCGGUGCCCCGCUGCUGGACGGCGGUCACAUCCCGCAAUAUUACGGUUCACCCGAAUCAACCCAAGGCACGCUCUACGACCAAACUGCGAUGCAGGCGUUCAGCGCAGGAGAUGUCGGCACCAGCUACACGUACACAAUGCCUCAAGGUCAGGUCUCUAGCAGUGUAGGCGGCGUUCUCAGCAACUCUGGGGUGUCUUCCUAUGUGCCGCAGGGUACGGAGUGGUACCCCGAUUACCGUGACCCACGAUGGACGAACGCCCCCCACGACGACUCAAGCUCGGAGUGCAACACCGUAGCGACCCCCGCGCUCGCAGGCCCUAGCGCGGCGCUGCCGAUUUACGACGACGGGGCGAACACGAUGAGUAUCUCGAGCGAUUCUAACGGGGCGGCGCCAUUCGCGCUAGUCCAUCCGAGCGCGCAGACACCUGAGUGUGGUGCGGUCCCGUCGACGCCGCCGCACUCCUGGUCAUCGGAUAUGUCGGAGUGCUCGAUUGCCGUAUAGCUUUCUUUCGCUUUAUGUUCGUCGCUCUUCCCAUCGUAUGCCUUGACAUGCUUCCUCCUUACUCGUAGGCGUAUGC
Messenger RNA from Fomitopsis serialis, 1442 nucleotides. RefSeq lists its product as uncharacterized. The transcript is spliced from 8 exons. The coding region runs from base 311 to 1366 and encodes 351 amino acids. NCBI's taxonomy places the organism in Eukaryota, Fungi, Basidiomycota, Agaricomycetes, Polyporales, Fomitopsidaceae. The record is from RefSeq and is a predicted model, not a curated record.